AUGCACAAGGAAAGGCCAUCAUCAGCAGCAGCAGCAGCAGCAGCACAGACAAAAGGAAACAGCAGCAGCAGCAGCAGCAACAAAGACACAAGCGAGCAGCAUCAGCCGAAUCAGCAGCAAAGACACAAGACAAAAACAGCAGCAGCAGCAGCAGAAGCAGCAGCAGCAGCAACAGCAGCAGCAGGAGAGAAGUACUGGGGUCAUGGUGCGGCUGUCUAUGGCGGGGUGUAUAUGCAGCUCGAUGGGGGUCUCCGUAGGCCGGGGGAGGAGGGCCCCCACGGGCUGCAGCUUGUGGGCCCCCACCACGGAGACAGGCAGCAGCAGCAAGCCGAGCUGCAGCAGCAGCAGCAGCAGCAGCAGCAGCAGCAGCAGGGGCGGCAGCAGGAGGACACACAACACAGCAGCAACACAAAUGCAUGCAUUUACACAACACAGAAACAGCUACCGUCUCAUCCUGCUGCUGCUGCUGCUGCUGCUGCUGCUGCUGCUGUCUCUAUACUCUUAUAG
Messenger RNA from Eimeria mitis, 507 nucleotides. RefSeq lists its product as uncharacterized. The transcript has a single exon. Bases 1 to 507 code for a protein of 168 amino acids. Lineage: Eukaryota; Apicomplexa; Conoidasida; Eucoccidiorida; Eimeriidae. The record is from RefSeq and is a predicted model, not a curated record.